This is a messenger RNA of Thalassophryne amazonica, 3916 nucleotides long. RefSeq names its product Bardet-Biedl syndrome 10 (gene bbs10). Gene Ontology annotation, biological process: chaperone-mediated protein complex assembly. Gene Ontology annotation, molecular function: ATP binding. The transcript has 4 exons. The record is from RefSeq and is a predicted model, not a curated record. Bases 94 to 2073 code for a protein of 659 amino acids. Lineage: Eukaryota; Metazoa; Chordata; Actinopteri; Batrachoidiformes; Batrachoididae.
UACCUUUAUCACGAGAGAAGAAGCGUCGUCUCUUGGAUACAGGAGAAGCGGCUCCUCUUGGCUCGAUGCAUCUGCAGCUUUUCAGGUGGGACGAUGCUGCCAGUGAAACACCUUCAUCUGAAUCAUGUCCUGCAGACAGUAUCUGUGCUGGAGGCAGUUGUUCUCCACAGCUUUGGCCCAGAAGGAGGACAGGUGCUGUUCACACGAGACACAGGACAGCUGAUGUUGAGCCGCAGUGGUACACGUAUUCUCUCAGCGUUGCGACUGGAUCAUCCAUUGGCUCGAAUGGUGGUGGACUGUGUGUGGCAGCACACUAAAGUAACAGGGGAUGGAUCCAAGACCUUUGUCAUAUUACUGGCAUCAUUACUACGGGUGAUUCAUACGGCAGCCUGCCAGGACGCGAAUGUAUCUCACUCCUACAACUCUAGAGAAGCAGCACAGGCGGCCACUGCGAGACGCUUGGCUCAGGAACUAUUGGUAUUUGCACUGGACCAGCUGAGCGAAGUCAUCGCUGUGGGAGUAGUCCCUUAUGGGUGCUGCAUUUCAUGGGAGGAUUGCUCUUCAAAUUCUCCUUCAUCAGCUAACUCAAAUAUAAACUGUCUUCAGAAGGUUUUGACGCCAUUCUUUCACACACGUCUGGGACACACCUACUGUGACUUUAUGAGUCAACUCACCUGUGACCUGCUUGCCUUCUGGAAAUUUGGACAUGGCCAUCCAUCAUCAUCACUCCAGUUUAUUGAUAACAACUUCCCCGCCCUGCAUACACUUGUGUCAGGCUUCCCUGUGAAUAGUUCUCGUUUGAUAGAGGGUCAGGUCAUUCACAGGGACUUUGCUACACCCUUCCCUCAGAUUGAUCAUCAACCAGUUAAAGCUGUAGUGUUCAGUGGGUACCUGCAGCCAAACGUGCUGAGAGCAGGAGAUCUGCUGGAGCUGGAAGGUGGAGCACAAAUGAAGGAGGAGAAAGAGAGAAAGGCGAGAAGUAUCACGCAGUAUAGCACCUGGGCUGAACAGUCACUAGAGGGAGCUAUUGCAAUCCUGCAGCGUUUGGAUGUCUCUGUGCUCUUGUGUGCGGUGAAACAGUCCGAUGCUGCUCUGGCUUUAGCUGCACAUGCACAAAUAAGUGUGGUGGACUGUGUCAGUGAAGAUGAGCUUUUUCUUUUUACCCAAUUAAGUGGAGCCACACCUCUUUCGGACUGCCAUCUCAUUGAAAAAGAACAUAUUGCUACGCUGACAUUUUGCCGACCUAUACUGCUGGGAGCACAUAGGUAUGUUCAUGUGGCUUUUCAUGACUGUGUGGAAAGGUUACUGGUCAAACCCAGCAGUCUGAUCAUUUGCAGCCCAGGAGAGGGUCAAACAGGGCAGUGUGCUUCUGCCAUUCAAGAUGCCUUCCACAUGCUACUUUCAACUUGGGAGCCCAUGCCUGUUAGUGCAAAUACAUCGUCAAAGACAAUCUUGCACAAAAACACAGGCCUUGUGCAUGCAUGUGCAAGAGCACCUCCUUCUCAGAACUGCAUGCUGGAGCCAGGCUGUGUUGUACCUGUUGGUGGGGUAUUUGAGCUGCUCCUACACCAUGCCCUGCUACAGCGCAGCCGCACUCGUUCCAGUUCCGAUCACACAGAUAAAAGCGUACCUGCUGUUUUAAAGAUGUUUGCAAAUGCUGUGCUGAACGUGCCGCGACACAUUUACUCUCACAGUCCUCGACACUUCCUGCAGUUUCAAACCUGGGCUCUGAGCGCUAUUCAAAACUAUCCCUACCCUUUCAGCCUUACACACAAACUACAGCACAACACAACCCCCCUGCAGAGUCACGGUGAGACAGAAUGCCUUCUAGAAGAUGGCACAUUCAGCAUGUGUUUUUGUAGAAAGACUGACACAGCUUCACAACUUUUUAUGUCGGACGCAGGUCUUGAAUCUGUCUCUUGUAAGCACCAGUUAUUACUGGCUGUGCUGCAGUGUGUUAUAAGCCUUUUGCGGGUGGAUGCUGUGAUUUGUGUAAACAAUGCGUUACACAGACAAUCACUCAGACUCUCAGACAUUUCCUUGGAGGGCACAGAGGAUGAAGCUGAAGAAUGAGACUGCUGGAAAUAAAUAACUGCACCAUGUUUGCACCCAGAAACAUUUGCUGAAUAUUUGCAUGUUUAUAUCAAAAGGGGAUUGCUACAGGAAUUUUCACCGGUGUUUGUUUGCCUUUUAGCAGGAUCACUCAAACAGUAAUGGAUGUAUUUCACUUCAAUUUGGUGAAUGAAUAGAUAAUAUUCUGGGAAAUAACUAACUCAAGUUUGGAGGUGAUCUGGAAUAUAUUUUGGAGCUCUGAUCCAGAAGCAUUCUAACUCAAAAAGUUGUGAGAGGAUAUUGAUGGAAUUUGGUGAACAGAUGGUUAAUGUCUUAGAAAAUGAAGGAUUUUUUUUUUUUAAUUAUUAUUUAAUUUCAUCUGGAGCUUAUGUUGGAUCCAAAAUCUAGACGAUAUAGCCAUGUUGGAAGUAUUCUCUCUCUGUCUCAGUGCCUUGUAGAAUUUUAGUUUUUCUUUCUGAUUGCAUUGCAUUUCUAUUGCAAGUUACAUAUUAUCAUUGUUCAAAUAUUCUGAGGGUUUUCAGCAUAUAAAAUAACUCACUAAUAGAGCCUGACCAAUAUGGAUUUUUUUGGAAAUCAAUACUGAUAAUGAGGGAGUAAGAAAAAAAACUAUGCCAAUAUAUAUGUACAAUUUGGCAGUGAUUACCAAAAUUUUGUCAUCAAACCCCCAUGACAGAAAUUGAAUUGAGGAUUGACAUUUGCAAUUUAAACAUGACCUUUACCAUAAAUAACUGAAAAUAUAACCAACAACCAACCAGUGUAUGUCACGUCAACUUCAGUCAGAUUGGCAGUUGCCACGUCGCAUUUCAAGUUUGAAAUAAUAUGCAAAUUUGCAUGAAACAGACUUCAUGUCUACUUUGGCCCCACCUACUUGGCGGCAUUGCGACCACUUAUGUCUUGUUGCUGUAAAACACACACUGACAAUAAAUAGCAGCUGGUCACUUUGCCUCUCUCAUAAGUUAAUGUGACCAACGGGUUCCAGGGUUGCUUGACAGCAUUUUAAAUAAUACCGUUGGCAUGCUCUCUGCUGGACAAACUAUAUAAUCACACCAUUUGCAACAACCAAAAUGGUUUUCUGCAUUGUUUUCUGCAAAAUUAAUGCUCAUACCGAUAUGUUUGUGAACGGGUCAUAUUAGCUGAUAUCAUCAGUCAGCCGCUUGACUCACUAACAAUUCCCUGUUCUGUAUGAAUUUUGUAUUUGGUAGUGACCUUAAAAACAAAAUCGUAUGGUUUUAAUCUUUGUACUAGAUGUUCACUUGUUGAUCACUUUAGUCUGUAUCGAGUGUUUGCACAAAGUUGUGUAAAUGUUUAUGUUGCCACGUCUCCUUUAAAGUCUCAUGACGGUUCCAUUUUUCAUCAUUUCCUUAUCUUUGGGUUUCUGCCCACUUUCCUUGACCUGUACUUGUGUUACAUCAAGGACAAACACGUAGCAACAUUCCUUUUUGUAAUCAGUGUUCUUUCUCUCCACAGUGGGGCAGGGGAGUCUGGAAGGGCAACACCUACCUGUCAACAACUGAAUCACUACUUCCUGCUUACAAAUCCAAUGAAUACAGUAAUUAAGAAGAAGAUAAAAGUUUUUGCUAAAUUGUGGGAAGUGAUGAGUCAGUGGAGACUGUUUGUGUGUGUCUGUACACUAAAUUUCCUGUGAAGAGAAAACCCAAACAAAGACCAUUCUUGGCUGAUCAAACCCAAUAUGAGUCAUUGCAAAUGUUUGAGAGGGUGGUGGAGUGUUCCAAAUGAUUUUAUUCCACCAUGUUUGUUCUGAUGCAUUUUCAAAACCUGUUUUCCAGCCAGCCAAAUCGAGUUUUUAAGACUCAGUUUUUUGUUUUUGUUUUUUGUCAGUCAU